This is a messenger RNA of Cooperia oncophora, 606 nucleotides long. The record is from the annotation of a GenBank genome assembly. Lineage: Eukaryota; Metazoa; Nematoda; Chromadorea; Rhabditida; Trichostrongylidae.
AUGACACCGGAAACAGCGUGCUGCCCAUUCCCUGAGGUGCUCGAAAAGUCUGGUCUGAACGCAAACGAUCGCGCUGCGGUACUGGAGCUUGUUAUGGACGUUACCGGAGUGAACGAGAUCGUUGAGAACUCACUGGAUCUUAUGAAGAACAUGAAACGGGUAGGAUUGGACGCAGACCUCGUAUCGAUUACCAACGCGAUCGAUAAGGUUUUCCUUGGGCUUGAGAAAAGUCUGCAAGCAGAUCAACGACGCGAACUUGCCGGACGUCAGUACUCCUUCCUCACAAAAGGCCAACUAAUGCAAUUGUAUGGCGAAAACGGUAUUAUGAACACAACCAUGGCCGAUCUGCCUUUCAACGUCGAUGAACUGGACUCAAUGAGUAAACGAGAGAAGGACGAGGCGCUGAAGAACGCCGUUCGUCUGAUGGCCGAAGAUCCAAAAGCGUUUCGUCGACAUCGGCGCCACAAACGAACGAUAAAAAUUCAAUACUACCGACACACCACUCUGGCGCCCUACGCGUUUGCUCCAACAAUAAAUACGCUGCGACUACUCAGUUUUCGUACGGGAAAUGUGGUACGCAUGAAGUGGGGUACAGCAUCGGAUUAG